This is a messenger RNA of Platichthys flesus (European flounder), 2212 nucleotides long. RefSeq names its product ion channel TACAN-like. Bases 101 to 1144 code for a protein of 347 amino acids. The record is from RefSeq and is a predicted model, not a curated record. The transcript is spliced from 12 exons. Lineage: Eukaryota; Metazoa; Chordata; Actinopteri; Pleuronectiformes; Pleuronectidae. Gene Ontology annotation, cellular component: membrane. Gene Ontology annotation, biological process: fat cell differentiation.
GUGUGUGUGUGUCUGUGUGUGUGUGUUUGACGGUGUUGAGUAGCUGGUUCAUGGCGGAGCUCGAACUUGUGUCCGGAGGUUUCGUGGUGUCGGAGCAGACAUGUUGUUCAGUCCCGAGGGAGUCAGCGAGUGUCUGCGGGAAUGGGAGGACUUAGAGAAGGACUACCAGCAGCUCCAGGACACCCAUCGUCUUUACAAACAGAAGCUGGAGGAGGUGACCAAGCUGCAGGUCAGCUGUCACGGGGCCAUCUCGCGUCAGAAGAAGAAGCUGAAAGAGCUCACGGCGUCGCUAGAGGAAUGCAAAAAGGAAAGUCCGACUCCUGAGUUGAGUUCUGACGAUGUCAAUCCCAUCACUGAAAUCGAAGAAUCCAUCAAAGACAGAACAAAUGCUUUCUGUGAGAUGGAAGCUUUCCUGCCGAGGAAGAACGGGCUCUACCUCUCUCUAGUUUUAGGAAACGUCAAUGUGACGCUCCUCAACAAACAGACAAAAUUCGCCUACAAAGACGAAUAUGAGAAGUUUAAGCUGGUCCUGGCCGUCAUCCUCUUCCUGUUCUCCUUCACCUGUCGCUUUCUGUUCAGCUACAGGGCCCUCGAUGCCAUGUUCAACUUCCUGCUGGUGUGGUACUACUGCACGCUCACCAUCCGGGAGAGCAUCCUCAUCAACAACGGCUCCAGGAUUAAAGGUUGGUGGGUUUCCCAUCACUAUGUGUCGGCCUUCCUGUCUGGAGUCAUGCUGACGUGGCCUAAAGGUGCCCUCUACCAGAUGUUUAGAAACCAGUUCCUAGGAUACUCUCUGUACCAAAGUUUUGUCCAGUUUCUCCAGUGCUAUUACCAGAGCGGCUCCUUGUACCGACUCCGAGCUCUGGGGGAGAGACACAACAUGGACCUCACAGUCGAGGGCUUCCAGUCGUGGAUGUGGAGAGGUCUGACCUUCCUCCUCCCCUUCCUGUUCUUUGGACACUUCUGGCAGCUUUACAACAGUAUAACACUGUUCAAGAUGUUCCAGCUCCCAGAGUGCAAAGAGUGGCAGGUGGUGAUGUGCGGCUGCGCUUACAUGGUCCUCUUCAUGGGAAACUUCUUCACCACGCUGGGAGUGGUUUACCAGAAAUACAUGAACAACCAGGACAAGUCUAAGACCUUAUAGAACUGGAAUGAUCCAACACUGAGGCUCUGAUAUUCUCUUUAGAGCUUUCUACCAAUGCACUGUACAUGGUCCGUGUGGAUCAUUUACAGCAUCAGCUUCUUAUAUCCAUGUUUCGUUUUCUAGUUCUUCUGAUUAUAUAUUUGAAUCUUGAAUCUAGAUAUUGUUAUUGGCAUAAUACCAAAGAAAAGAAAGCAAUUGUCAGGUGUUACCCGGAUAAAGUGUGAGCUUGUUUUUGUAGGUGUUUUGGUCAGAGUGGUACAACUCGGACAAAGAAGUGUUACUGAUAAAAUAUAAGAUCCCUGAUAAUACUGAGUUUUGGGGACGGAUGUCAAUAUCAAACAACAAAUGAAAUUGAAGCUUGAUAUUUUCAAGUUCAAUCCCAAACUUUAUCUUAAUAACUGUAAAUUUAAAAAACACACAUUUAAUCAAAUAUAUAGGACAUUUUUUUUUUUUACAUGAUUUGUAAAAACACAGAAUCACAUAUUUUCUUACACUGUUGACUCAAAGUUUACAUAUCGGCAACAAACUGAUAUGGGAAAAACUCAUAUCAGCUCUUUUAUUUUUAUUUUUUAUUGCUCAACCAAUAAAUCAGUUGUGCUCUAAAGCAAAUAACCGUUAUUUGCAUCAUAUUUAUUUUUGGGAAAUCUCCAGUUUGUGUUUCAGCAGCUGCUUUAGGAAAACACUCCUUCGAAUCUGCUCAUGUUCUUGUCGUCUCUAUUACAGCAGGAAAUUUCAUGUUGCAUCACAGUUCAUCCUCUUCUUCUCUGUUACUGUAACGUUCAUGUGUUGUUGGGCUUGUUUACAGCAUAAACACUAGUUUGUACAAUCAAAGAACAAACCUUGAUCGAAACAAACAGCAAAUCUAUAGUUUCUAUUCUUUACAGUUCUAAAAGUAUCUGGAGCGUUGAGGUUUUUGUUGCACUACAUCCAAAUGACCACUAGGUGAAAGCAUUGCAUUUCAUCAGCUAUCACGUGCUCUCGAUGUGUAAUUUACACUCGAGGAGAUUUCAUCCAUGAAAAAACCCCAAAUCCUUUCUUUAUUUUUGGAUAAAAACCCACCAGACUUUU